Molecule: messenger RNA, 4983 nt
Organism: Balaenoptera acutorostrata (minke whale)
Lineage: Eukaryota; Metazoa; Chordata; Mammalia; Artiodactyla; Balaenopteridae
Gene: PMEPA1
Product: prostate transmembrane protein, androgen induced 1
Exons: 4
Coding region: 449-1318 (289 amino acids)
Biological process (GO): negative regulation of transforming growth factor beta receptor signaling pathway
Cellular component (GO): Golgi membrane; early endosome membrane
Molecular function (GO): R-SMAD binding
Source: RefSeq, a predicted model, not a curated record
GCCCCGUCUAGCGCUGACGUCAGACCGUCUGCCUGCCUCCGACCGCGGUCUCGGAGCGAAACCCGAUCUCCUUGGACUUGAAUGAGGAGGAGGCGGCGGCGGCGGCGGCGGCGGAGGCGCUCGGCUGGGGGAAGCCAGCAGCGGAGGCUCAGCCCCGGCGGCAGCGCGCGCCCCGGCUGCCAGCCCAUUUCCCGGACGCCACCCGCGGGCACUGCCGACGCCCCCGGGGCUGCGGAGGGGCAGCCGGGGGGCGCAGGGGAGCGCGGCCCCGAGCACUGAGUCCCGCGGCGCCCCGGGAACUUGGCGGCGCCCCGAGCCCGGCGAGCCGGGGCGCGCCUUCCCCGCCGCGCGCCUCCUGCAUGCGGGGCCCGAGCGCCGGGCGCCGGCCGGAGCCCCCCCCGGCCGCCCCCGAGCCCUCUGCGCCCCGCGCCGCGCCGCCGCGCCGUCCAUGCACCGCUUGAUGGGGGUCAACAGCACCGCCGCCGCCGCCGCCGCCGGGCAGCCCAAUGUCUCCUGCACGUGCAACUGCAAACGCUCUUUGUUCCAGAGCAUGGAGAUCACGGAGCUGGAGUUCGUUGAGAUCACCAUCAUCGUGGUGGUGGUUAUGGUGAUGGUGGUGGUGAUCACAUGUUUGCUGAGCCAUUACAAACUGUCCGCUCGCUCCUUCAUUGGCCGGCACAGCCAGGGCAGGAGGAGGGAAGACGCCCUGUCCUCGGAAGGAUGCCUCUGGCCCUCGGAGAGCACGGUGUCAGGCAGUGGAAUCCCGGAGCCGCAGGUCUACGCCCCGCCCCGGCCCACUGACCGCCUGGCCGUGCCCGCCUUCGCCCAGCGGGACCGCUUCCACCGCUUCCAGCCCACCUACCCGUACCUGCAGCACGAGAUCGACCUGCCGCCCACCAUCUCGCUGUCGGACGGGGAGGAGCCCCCGCCCUACCAGGGCCCCUGCACCCUCCAGCUGCGGGACCCCGAGCAGCAGCUGGAACUGAACCGGGAGUCGGUGCGCGCGCCCCCAAACAGAACCAUCUUCCACAGCGACCUGAUGGGCAGCGCCGCGCUGGGCGGCCCCUGCCCUCCCAGCAGUAACUCGGGCAUCAGCGCCACGUGCUACGGGGGCGGCGGGCGCAUGGAGGGGCCGCCCCCCACCUACAGCGAGGUCAUCGGCCACUACCCCGGGGCCUCCACCUUCCAGCACCAGCAGAGCAGCGGGCCGGCCUCCUUGCUGGAGGGGACCCGGCUGCACCCCGCACACAUCGCCCCCCUGGAGAGCACAGCGGCCUGGAGCAAAGAGAAGGAUAAACAGAAGGGACACCCCCUCUAGGAGUCCCGGGGGGGCCAGGGCCGGGGCCGCAGUAGGUAAAACAGCAAAACACUCCGCACUUCUUGAAAGAAAAGAGAGAGGAGGACGGGGCGACACACAGGAGACUGCACCGCAUGAGCAUAUUCUCCCCACCUCUCCGUGUAUAAAUAUUUACAUGUUCUGUCUGGUCUGAAUGCACAAGCUAAGAAAGCUUGCAAAAAAAAAAAAACCAUGUUUCUUUGUUGAGCUGUGUCUUGAAGGCAAAAGAGGAAAAAAAAAAUUCUACACUAGUCUUUUCUGUUUCUAGUUGAGCUGCGUGCGUGAAUGCUUACUUUCUUUUGUUUGUUUAUGAUGAUUUCACUUAACUUUAAAGACAUAUUUGCACAAAACCUUUGUUUAAAGAUCUGCAAUAUUAUAUAAAUAUAAAUAUAUAUAAAAUAAGAGAAACUGUAUGUGCGAGGGCAGGAGUAUUUUUGUAUUAGAAGAGGCCUAUUACAAAAAAAAAAAGUUGUUUUCUGAACUAGAAGAGAAAAAAAAAAUGGUCAUUUUUGAGUGCCAACUCAGAAAGUGUGUAUUACCUUGUAAAGAAAAAAAACUACAAAGCAGGGGUUUAGAGUUAUUUAUAUAAAUGUUGAGCUUUUGCACUAUUUUUUAAUAUAAAUAUGUCAGUGCUUGUUUGAUGGAAACUUCUAUCAACGUCUGUCGAGACUUUUAAGGGAGAAAUGUUGGAAUUUCACGGUGGACGUCAGGCAGAGGGUGGGAUCCACGCUGAGUCUGGAGAGAGGCUCCCAGAGGGGCUGAUUUCCUGCAGAGUGGAAGCUUCUGUCUAGUGAUAGGUUAUUACCUCGUUAUACAUUCCCUCCCGAAGGAGACGCAUUUUUUUCCCCUCUGGGCCAGGACAGCCUUUGGAUCGCAAAGAAAAUAGGAAAGUUACUCGAGGCCCCAAGUUCCAGGAGGUGGGCUUUGCUCUUCCCAAAAUGAAGAUAAACUGUUACUGAAGGAAUCUUAGUUUUUUCUCCUCUUUUCUGAACCACGAAGGUCCCUGUAGGAAGGGGCUCGCUAAGGUGCUCCCUGCCCCCUGCCUGCCUUGCCAGGGCCACGCCAGAGGCGGUUAGGUGGCUCGUGCGUGCAGGAUGCUUUGGCGAUUCAGCUGGCUCCAGACUCUACCGGCUGAGGUGGGUGCAGCCCACUGGCGCAUAGGAAAGGCCCAAAGGACUAGCAAUGUGACCUCAUCCCUGUCUUUAUGUAUUGAUUCUCACGUAACAGGCCCAUAACCAGAAGACCAGAGAUGAAAAAGUGACAUGCCCAGGUUUCUCCCAGGACACUGCAAAAGGGUUAAAACGAGAAAGACAGUCAAACCAACGCAAACUCGAGCUUUAGGAUGUAGAAGCAGAAUUCUUUCCCUUCUCCUCUCUUUCGCAUUUCAUUCCCUUCCCCGUGGAAACCAUUGUUUUUGAUGUGUUUAUGUAUCUGUGUUUUCAUAAGCGUCUUCAUCAGACACAACUCUUUUGUUUACCAGGGUUUUACGGAGUAGAUGUCGGCGGGACCCCCUUGCUGGUGGCGUGCGCGUGUGCGGGUAGAGAAGGCGGGGAGAGAGUGGAGUGGGGUCCUCCCUCCCACCAAGGGUGGGCUAAUACUCCAUGGGGUGACGCCCUUAGCAGGAGAGCAGGCCACCCUGCCCCCUGCUCCCUGCAUCCCACGGAGGUGUCUUUUCAUCUUCGGCAGAGUGCCAACUAGCCGGUUAACAUAAGAGAAAGGUCUAAGAGGCAAUAAGUAUUGAUUUUAAACAACUUUUUUAUUACUUGAAAAACAAAAACUUGAGAACAGUUUUGAAGUUCUGACCAUUUGAACUCUAUUUCUAUACGUACCUUUUAAGACCAUGGUGACCAAUAGAUGACCGAGGUGUCUGAUUGCCCGCUCACCAGCCUGGCAGAAAGUUCUGGUACCUUGACAAUAAAACCUGCCUCUCCGUGGGGUCUUCAGCCUAACCUUUGCCUAACCUUUGCUUCUCUCUCAAAGAUUCUUUGAAAAGGUCAUUUCGUGCAGAGACAUCCGUAGAGUUUGUCCUGAAAGGUACAGGGACACAUUUAUAGAUAAAGUUUUUUUUAAAAAAACAAAAACGUAUCGUUCCUUUAUGUGAAGCGUCUCCCUAGUGCCUUACUGAGAAAGCGGUUGACCCCUUGUGUCCCCCGGCAGCGGCGUUCCUGGACGGCGCCCUGCUCACCGGGGCCCGGCCUUCCCGCUCGUGGUGGACAGAGGGUUGCUGCUUCUUUAAAAACAUCCCCAUGGCCUCGUGCCGUGUCCCGCCCUCCCGCCUUCCACCCUGGCUGUGCCUCCCUUGGGUCAGGCCACCCCCCCCCCCCCCGGCCCCUCCAGCCUCUUGUCAGUACUCGUUUAACUCCCACCCGGGUCAAAAACCUAGACGUGGACCUUGUUUGUGUGAGUAGCGUAGCAGCAGACGAAAGCCAGGCCGAAGUGUUCCCGAGGUCCUCGAACCAAACCUUGACUCUCGCUGCUGGGUGGUGCGGUCUGCCAUUGCCGUAUGAGCAGCGAGGUAGAAGAAGGAAGCAGGGGAGGGGGUUACUGACCUCAGCUGGCUUGAGGUCACCCUCCCCAUGCCCCUGUUACGCCCCAGGAUGGCAGUCCUGGCCUUAAGGCCGCCGCAUUGUCCCUGGGCUCCGUGCCUAGCGGAUGACAGUUGCAGAAGUUCAUGGUGGAGCAGCUUGUCAAGGCCAGGGCACCUCCCAAGAAAGCCAUGGGGUGUGUUUCUGCAAAGCUCUUGGUUUCUCUGCUGGACCCAGAGCCCUGAGGGUACACUCCUUCCUCUAGGUGUUGGCUGUCGUGUCCUUACCUUCAAAAAGCCUUUGAGCAUCCCUUGGGAGGCCCCCUUUUUUCAGUAGAAAGUUGGUGGGGGGGCAGCCCUUGGCAGUGGCUGGUUGCAGGGGGACCAGGCUGGGCUCAGAGAAGGUGGCAGAGCUUGGCUUUCUCUAAGCCUCAUUGUUUCCCUGCUUGUCAAUCAUCACAUUUCCUCCGGAGGAAAACUCUUUCCCCCGCCAAGCCCAGGUCUACACGGACGGACUUAGCAAAGUGCCCUAAGAGCCGUCCACGUCCCCGUGUUUUUGCCAGGAGCUGAGAGCGACACCUCCCCACGGCUAGCAAACCCCGGGCCAGGGCGAGGACCGAACCAUCCCCAGUCCUUGGCUGUCUGCUCUGUGAAUUGUACUUUUCAGAGAAUUUUCCUUUCUACGUGCAACACCAAGCUUCCAGAUCCAUAAAACAUCCUGAUGACAAAGGAGAGAAAAUGUUUCGUUUUGUUUGGUUUUCCGGAAACUGCGCUUCAAAUUCCGCUGUACUAUAGAGCUCAGGAGGACCUGCUGCGUUCUCGUUUGCCUGCCUGUUUCCAUGGUGGUUGUGCUGAUGGUGACGCUUUCACGUUGCUCCCUUGGCGUUGGAACCGCUCUCUUUCGCAGCCCUGUUUCCCAAGUUUUGUUCAAGUUACACGUAUGUAAACUCUCCGUGGCACGCUGGGUGCGGCGCCCGCGUUGCUGCUGCGUAAGACUCUGUAUUUGGAUGCCAAUCCACAGGCCUGAUGAAAUCGCUUGUUGUGUAUCAAUAAUCAUUAGUGGCAAUGACGACAUUCUGAAAAGCUGCAAUACUUAUACAAUAAAUUUUACAAUUCUUUGGAA